AUGCUUACUGCAUUCAUUCGAGCCCUCGCGGCAACUUCUCUGCUCCUCACUGCAACAGUAACUGCAGACUUUCUUCAUCUACCACGACGAAUACAUCACGCCAACCGACAACGGCGGCAACCUCAAGGAACGGAAAAUGCCAUAAUGAUUUACGACGGACCUCCCUCGUGCGACGAUGUCAAUAACAACUAUGCUCUCCUCAGUGAAGCGGCGGAUGCGUCCAGUUCGGGCUACUAUCGCUGCGAGGGUUGUGGAGACUAUGGAGAUAUUGUCAAUUGGGAUAUUAUAGAGUUGGAGUUGAAUGGACAGAAUGGUUUGGGGGCAUUAUACGAUUUAUAG
This is a messenger RNA of Sphaerulina musiva SO2202, 339 nucleotides long. RefSeq lists its product as uncharacterized. NCBI's taxonomy places the organism in Eukaryota, Fungi, Ascomycota, Dothideomycetes, Mycosphaerellales, Mycosphaerellaceae. The transcript has 2 exons. The coding region runs from base 1 to 339 and encodes 112 amino acids. The record is from RefSeq and is a predicted model, not a curated record.